Molecule: messenger RNA, 2081 nt
Organism: Vitis riparia (riverbank grape)
Lineage: Eukaryota; Viridiplantae; Streptophyta; Magnoliopsida; Vitales; Vitaceae
Product: aspartic proteinase-like protein 2
Exons: 10
Coding region: 192-1691 (499 amino acids)
Biological process (GO): proteolysis
Molecular function (GO): aspartic-type endopeptidase activity
Source: RefSeq, a predicted model, not a curated record
GUAACCCAUUUACCAACCUUCUCUCUCUUUCUUUCUCCACAAAACCAGAGAAUUCGCCUCCAUCUUGCUUCCAAAUUCUCUGUGUUGUAGCCUCUUUCUCUCCAUCUUCUGAUAUUAUAUCACUUGGAGAGAGAGGGGAGGGGGGAGGGGGAGAGAGUUUGGAAGAGAGAAACAAACAGCAGAAGCCAAGAAUGCCGGCGUUGGCCGCCGGAAUUCUGGCGGUGGCGUUGGUCACCAUGUUCUUGCCUCCGCCUGCGGUGGCUUCUGGGUUUCCGGCGACGCUGACCCUUGAGAGGGCUUUUCCGUUGAACCAGCGGGUUGAAUUGGAUGAGCUCAAAGCUCGGGACAGGGUCCGGCAUGGCAGGUUUUUGCAGUCUUCAGUGGGUGUCGUGGAUUUUCCGGUUGAGGGCACCUACGAUCCGUAUCGUGUUGGGCUUUAUUUUACAAGAGUGCUUUUGGGUUCUCCUCCAAAAGAAUUCUAUGUUCAGAUUGACACGGGAAGCGAUGUAUUGUGGGUCAGUUGCGGUUCUUGCAACGGCUGCCCACAAUCCAGUGGACUCCAUAUUCCGCUUAAUUUCUUUGAUCCUGGGAGUUCAUCAACAGCUUCACUGAUAUCAUGUUCAGACCAAAGAUGCAGUCUAGGAGUACAGUCUUCAGAUGCUGGCUGUUCAAGUCAGGGCAAUCAGUGCAUUUACACGUUUCAGUACGGGGAUGGCAGUGGGACAUCAGGCUAUUAUGUAUCAGAUUUGUUGAAUUUUGAUGCGAUUGUUGGAUCAUCUGUGACUAAUUCUUCAGCUUCAAUUGUCUUUGGGUGUAGCAUCUCACAGACUGGGGACUUGACAAAGUCAGACCGGGCAGUUGAUGGGAUUUUUGGGUUUGGUCAACAGGAUAUGUCUGUUAUCUCACAAUUGUCUUCACAGGGAAUAACACCAAAAGUGUUUUCACAUUGCUUGAAAGGAGAUGGUGGUGGCGGUGGUAUAUUAGUUCUUGGCGAGAUUGUGGAGGAAGAUAUAGUUUAUAGUCCACUUGUGCCUUCACAGCCCCAUUAUAAUUUGAAUUUGCAGAGCAUCUCUGUCAAUGGGAAAUCGUUAGCCAUUGAUCCAGAGGUGUUUGCAACAUCAACCAACCGAGGAACCAUUGUUGAUUCUGGGACAACUUUGGCAUACCUUGCAGAAGAAGCUUAUGAUCCUUUUGUCAGUGCAAUCACAGAAGCUGUAUCGCAAUCUGUACGCCCUCUUCUCUCCAAAGGAACCCAGUGUUAUCUAAUCACAUCAAGUGUCAAGGGCAUAUUUCCUACAGUCAGUUUGAACUUUGCUGGUGGUGUAUCUAUGAAUCUAAAACCUGAGGACUACCUUCUACAGCAGAAUUCCAUUGGUGAUGCUGCAGUGUGGUGCAUUGGCUUUCAAAAAAUUCAAGGUCAAGGAAUAACAAUUUUAGGAGAUCUUGUUCUAAAAGACAAAAUCUUUGUUUAUGAUUUAGCUGGUCAACGGAUUGGAUGGGCUAACUAUGACUGUUCAAUGUCUGUGAAUGUGUCCACAAGGAGUAGUACUGGAAAAAGCGAAUUUGUCAACGCAGGACAGCUGAGUGAGAGUAGUUCACCAAGGACUGUGUUUUACAACAAGCUAAUACCAGGCAGCAUUAUGGCUUUGCUGGUGCAUCUAUCAUUGUUGUACACUUCCCUGUUUUUAUAACACCUAGCAGGAAAGGCUUGGACUCGCAUUCUUUCUUACACUGUACAUCCUUGCCGGUUUUUAUUUAUCGCAACCGGCAGACCUGUGUGUUAUUAUUUGGACUGCAGCUGGUAGGAGCUGCCCAGUGUGCAAUAGGGUUCAUGGCUUUGUAAAAUUACUCCAACCCCCCAACAAAAAGGAGGAAAAGAAUUGAUAUCACGCAGAUCCAGGUAUAGUUUGAUACAAUAGAGAGAUGAUGUAUGCUGUAUAGGCAUCAUUUGUAUAACACACUGGUAACUGUUAUUUGGUUCAUCAGCAGAGUUAACUUGGUUGGAAGGCCUUUCUUGGUAUAUUUGUAACAAAUUCAAUUACUUAGUUGCUAUAAUAUAUAUUUCUUUUUCUUUCUCUCUC